UGUACGGAGUAACACAGUAAGCUAUCGGAUCUAAUAAAUAGAACCGCGAAUACCCGAAGCCAAGACCCUAACAUCCUAAUUUGAAGUAGUCGCCUACCAACUGUGAAAUCUCUUUCCUUGAAGUCACCAUUAAUCGAUGACAAUGGCAGCUUGGCAGUGACAGUGCAAAUACAAAGAGAAAGAGGAGGAGAAAGAAAGAUGGUAGAGUGCAAUCAGGGCAUAUCAGAUGGUCCCAAGUACAAAGAGUAUUUAGCGGGUUUGAUCGCCGGCGUCGCCACCGUCAUCAUCGGCCACCCUUUCGACACUGUCAAGGUGAAGUUACAAAAACACAAUACUGAAUUGCAUGGCGUCAAAUAUAAAAAUGGAUUGCAUUGUGCUGCUAGGAUAUUGCAGAAUGAAGGGGUACGGGGCCUUUAUCGAGGUGCUGCCUCCUCUUUUAUAGGGAUGGGUUUUGAAAGUUCACUUCUUUUUGGCAUAUACUCGCAAACCAAACAGUCUCUCCAAGGUAAGUUGAAAAGUUCUGGCCCGGAUUCCCUAAUAAUAAUUCCAUCAGCUGUCUAUUCGGGAGCUAUAAUCAGCUUUGUACUCUGUCCUACUGAGCUAGUGAAGUGUAGGAUGCAAGUCCAAGGAACUGAUUCUUUAAUUCCAAAGGCCAGCACAUAUACGGGUCCUGUUGAUUGUGCCCUUAAGACUCUAAGAACUGAGGGGGUAACAGGGAUUUUCCGUGGAGGGACCGCAACCUUUCUAAGAGAAUCUUUGGGGAAUGCCGUGUUCUUCAGUGUUUAUGAAAGCGUCCGAUAUUCCAUGCACUUACAACUCAAAGAUGCUUCUAGAGAUCAUAAAGGCUUGGCCGACUUGGGGGUUGGGAUCAUCAGUGGUGGCCUUGGCGGUGUUGCUUUUUGGUCUGCUGUUUUGCCCCUGGAUGUGGCAAAAACUAUGAUUCAAACCAAUCCAGAUCCAAACUACUCGAGAAAUCCUUUUCAAGUAUUGAAGUUGAUUUACAAACAAGCUGGGCUAAGAGGAUGCUAUGCUGGCUUAGGUCCAACUAUAGCAAGGGCAUUUCCAGCCAAUGCAGCAGCAAUAGUCACCUGGGAAUUCGCCAUGAAAAUUUUAGGCAUCAGACAUGAGUAGUUAUCUUUUUUACAAUGACCCUUAUUUACAGAGAUAUAUUUGCAUAAGAUGGAAGCAGAGAAAUUUGAUGGGAAUUGUUCAUCACAAAGCUCGAGUAUCAAUGAUCUCCGGACUCAGGCUUAGUGAUUAUACAAUAGGCACUGUGAAAAGUCCAUUUGAUAGUUCUGAAUGGUUCCAUAGUGCCCGAGUGUACUUCGCAUUUCCAUUUAAAGCAAUGAGUCUUUUGUAAGCAAGUUUUUAACCCAAGAAUACAUUGCUGGGAACGAACAUUCUAGGAUGUAUCCCUUGAAAGUUGAAACAAACAAGGCAAAAGCCUUACACACAUUCUAUACAAUUCAAUCAAACCAAUCGUUGUCACUAGUUCA
Spinacia oleracea (spinach) is the source of this 1496-nucleotide messenger RNA. RefSeq names its product mitochondrial arginine transporter BAC1. The coding region runs from base 199 to 1131 and encodes 310 amino acids. Gene Ontology annotation, molecular function: L-ornithine transmembrane transporter activity. The record is from RefSeq and is a predicted model, not a curated record. Gene Ontology annotation, biological process: mitochondrial L-ornithine transmembrane transport. Lineage: Eukaryota; Viridiplantae; Streptophyta; Magnoliopsida; Caryophyllales; Amaranthaceae. The transcript has 8 exons.